Rotaria socialis is the source of this 2049-nucleotide messenger RNA. Lineage: Eukaryota; Metazoa; Rotifera; Eurotatoria; Philodinida; Philodinidae. The record is from the annotation of a GenBank genome assembly.
AUGAGCAAGCUCAUUAUUGAGUUAUCGUACAGUCUUGUAGCGUCAAAACGUGACAUGAACAAAAUUACUCAAUUUGAAGACUUAUCCAACGAUUUACUUUUGGAGAUUUUUGAUUAUUUUCAUGCUUUCGAUCUGUUCGAAGCAUUUUCAUCUAUGAAUAAUCGUAUUUCAUUAAUAUUGUCGUAUACUCGACUUCAUAUUGUUCUCUCAAAACUUCAUAGUCAACGAGAAUUUGAUCUCCUAUCAUCUCAUCUCAUUCAUCAUGCUCAUCAAGUUGUAUCUAUUUCAUUGCAAGACGAACUUCGGAAUUUAUCUUCAAUUAUUUCCUUGCUCUUCACUCUACAUACAUUUGAAAAUCUUCAAUCAUGUACAUUUUAUUCUAUUCAUCCAUUAACACCGCUCGAAAAUGUCAUGAAAAAAUUUGCCAGUCUCAAUCAUCUUGUGUCAUUUCGAAUAUUUCAAUCAAAUAAUAUGCCGCUAUCGAAUGUAAACAAAAGUUAUCUAAGUGAAACUUUUCUCGCACAUCGAUCUUCUAAACUUCGUUCAAUCGAAUUAUCAUUUCGGUAUUAUUAUCCAAAAUUAAUUUCUGACAUUCGAUUAAAUUCGACGUUGACUUCACUUCGUAUAGUGUUUCAUGGCUCAAUGUUUGCUUGUUCGAUCGAUAGUAUUCUACCUAUACUCCGUCAUUACUGUGCGUUACGGGUAUUACGUAUUUCCAUAUCUAGUAACAAUAAUUCAUACGCUCCAGCAACAAUGAUACCAACAUUCCUGACUACCUACGAAGUCAAUCCACCAAUAUCAUUUUCAAUUACAACAUUUGAUUUAUCCAUUGGAACAUGUUUCUAUUUUCGUUCGUUAAGAUUAAUUCUAUCCUGUAUGCCUAACCUUCGUCGAUUCAUAAUAACAAUCAUUGUUUUAACAUCAACAAGUUCCUUUUGUAAAAAUGUAUUUAACGGCCAUCUAUGGCAACAAUUAUUGUCUAAUAGUGCACCUCAUUUGGAUGUAUUUGAAAUUUUCGUAAUGAUAAAAUAUGCCAAUACAAAACCAAAUUUCGAUUCGUUGGUCAAUUCAUUUGAUUAUUUUGCAAGAAAAUUUGACGAUUGGCAUGUAGCCAUUCAUCAGUCACGGCGUAAUUAUAAUACUCAAAAACAACAACUAAGUUUACAUGGAUUUCGAUAUUCGAAACAAGUACGACAUUGUCAUACGAGUACAACAAGAAUAGUUCUCGGAACCUUGACCUUGCAUGAAAGCGUGAUAAAACAGGCGGAACAUCAUUUGUUUUAUUCAAAUUGUAAAGACCUAUGUGUCAGUAUUCCUAUAGAUAUAAAAAUUAGAAAUAAUCUACCACCGUAUCAGUUAUUCAAAAAUAUCGAUCGUCUUACAAUUGAAAUCAAUUCGCCGAUGCGAGCAUGCUGGAUAAAAAUAUUAAACCUUUUGCGUAUCUGUUAUAAUUUCGACAGAAUAGAUCAAAAAGAACGUGCAGAAAAAAUUACAAGUUUAGUCGAUUUGACCAACAUCACUAAACUGAGUAUUCAAUCAAACGAUAGUACAUCACAAUCAUAUUUUAUUACAGAAAUCUUCUUAGCAACCUCACAUGUGAUUCAACUGAAAAUUAGCCAUUCAUUGAUUUUCUCGUCGAUGCUGUAUCAUAAUUCCUCGCUUAUUCCGUUUUUUACUCAACUACAAUCAUUGUAUUUACAAUCAGAAUAUGGUCGUUUUCCGUUGAAAUAUGCAUCAAAAUUAGUCCAACGUUUUCCAUCAAUUAUUCAUCUUGAACUGGAAGUUUAUUCAAUUGGUCUAUUGAAAUCGUUUCUUAGUAUUCUUCUUGAUGGUCUACCUAGAUUAGCGCAUUUGAAAAUACAUUUUUAUCAGAGUAGCUUGAUAGCUAAAGGAAGACAUUCCAUUAAUGAUAUUCUAGAAAGAUGGUGUCAUUUACGUUCGUCUAUUGCCGAAACUCACGAUACGUUUACUAUUAGAAUCAUUGGACAAUUAAUGAACAUCUAUCUUAGUGGUUGUGCAAUAUGUGCAAACACUAAAAAUUUCAUUUGA